AUGUCGAACUACGGCGGUGAAUACAAUGGCCAACAUGCCCAAGGUUCCUAUCCACUUCAUCAAGCCCACUCUCAAGACCCAUACUCCUGCGGUCCUGGAUGCAGACCAGCAGUACCUAUGGCCCAAGGCCAUAAACCGUCACCCUACCAGUCCCACCAGAGCCAGAGUUAUGGCGAGAAUUACUCCUAUUACCAUGACGCCCCACCUCCGGGUGCAGAGGGCGCUGCUCCUGGGACCGAGGCACCCGAUGGUGAGAAGGGUCUUGGUUCAACCAUUGCAGGCGGUGCGGCCGGGGGAUAUGCAGCCCAUAAGAUGGGCGGUGGAAAGCUGGCGACCGCAGGGGGCGCGGUUGUUGGGGCUGUGGGUAUGAACAUGGUUAGCCACAAGCUGAAACAGAACAACAGCCAGCAACCUGCCCAGACCAUUGCAGCUGUUCCCGUCGCAGCAACCCCUGCUUUUGGCACUACUACCAUCUUGACGAACGACGGUCUCGGUGGAAGCCUCGGUCUGGGCUCAGGUCUGGGUGUAGGUGGCGGCCUCGGUCUGGGUCGAGCUCAUCGGAGGAUUGCCCGUCGGCGACUUGGCUUGUAA
This is a messenger RNA of Aspergillus glaucus CBS 516.65, 591 nucleotides long. RefSeq lists its product as uncharacterized. Bases 1 to 591 code for a protein of 196 amino acids. Lineage: Eukaryota; Fungi; Ascomycota; Eurotiomycetes; Eurotiales; Aspergillaceae. The record is from RefSeq and is a predicted model, not a curated record. The transcript is spliced from 2 exons.